UUACAAGAAAAACACCAAACGCAACGCACACAAAAGAAGAAGAAGUGGUGAGUAGGUAAACCGAGAGUGCGCUCAAAGUUAGCAAGCAGAGGAAGAGAAAUUGCAAUGGAUUCAGAUUUCGGCAUACCUAGAGAACUCUCCGAUCUGCAAAAAAUUCGAUCUCUUUAUCAACCGGAACUUCCUCCGUGUCUGCAGGGAACCGCUGUCAGGGUAGAAUUUGGUGAUGCAACUGCUGCUGCAGACCCGUCUGGUGCCCACACCAUAAGUCGAACCUUUCCGCACACAUACGGACAGCCUUUGGCUCAUUUUCUUAGGGCGACUGCAAAGGUCCCUGAUGCCCAAAUAAUUACUGAGCAUCCAGCAAUUAGGGUGGGAUUGGUCUUCUGUGGGAGACAGUCUCCUGGAGGACAUAAUGUUAUAUGGGGUCUCCACAAUGCUCUCAAAAUUCACAAUCCUAACAGCAUAUUACUUGGAUUUUUAGGUGGUUCUGAAGGUUUAUUUGCACAGAAAACUCUUGAGAUCACAGAUGAUGUUCUUGCAACCUACAAAAAUCAAGGUGGUUAUGAUUUGCUGGGACGGACAAAAGAUCAAAUAAGAACAACUGAGCAAGUUAAUGCGUCACUGGUUGCAUGCAAAACUUUGAAGUUGGAUGGUCUGGUUAUCAUUGGAGGGGUAACAUCAAACACAGACGCUGCUCAGCUUGCAGAAAUAUUUGCAGAAGCAAAAUGCCCAACAAAGGUAGUUGGGGUUCCUGUUACUUUAAAUGGAGAUCUCAAGAAUCAAUUCGUUGAAACAAAUGUGGGCUUUGAUACAAUUUGUAAGGUUAAUUCGCAGCUUAUUAGCAACGUCUGCACUGACGCUCUUUCAGCAGAAAAGUAUUACUAUUUUAUUCGACUUAUGGGCCGGAAGGCAUCACAUGUUGCUUUGGAAUGCACCCUUCAGUCACAUCCAAAUAUGGUCAUUCUUGGUGAGGAGGUUGCUGCAUCAAAGCUCACUCUGUUUGACCUGACACAACAAAUUUGUGAUGCAGUGCAAACCAGGGCAGAACAAGACAAAAACCAUGGUGUCAUUCUACUACCAGAGGGGCUUAUAGAAAGCAUUCCUGAAGUGUAUGCUUUAUUACAGGAAAUUCAUAGUUUGAUCAGGCAAGGUGUUUCUAUGGAUACAAUUUCUUCUCAACUAUCACCAUGGGCAUCGGCCUUAUUCGAAUUUCUGCCACCCUUUAUCAGAAAACAGCUACUUCUCCACCCCGAAUCAGAUGACUCUGCACAAUUAUCUCAAAUUGAGACAGAAAAACUUUUAGCUCAUCUUGUGGAAGCAGAAAUGAACAAGAGAUUGAAGGAAGGUACAUACAAAGGGAAGAAAUUUAAUGCUAUCUGUCAUUUCUUUGGUUAUCAAGCUCGGGGAUCUCUACCGUCAAAAUUCGAUUGCGACUAUGCUUAUGUUCUUGGACAUAUCUGCUAUCAUAUUCUGGCAGCUGGUCUAAAUGGUUACAUGGCAACUAUAACCAACUUGAAAAAUCCUCUAAACAAGUGGCGUUGUGGUGCCGCUCCAAUUACAGCAAUGUUGACUGUAAAGCGUUAUGGUCGUGGUCCUGGGGCCUCAUCGAUUGGAAAACCUGCUCUGCAUCCUGCUACUGUUGAUUUGAAAGGCAAAGCAUAUGAACUGCUGAGGCAGAAUGCAACAAAAUUUUUGAUGGACGAUCUCUACAGAAACCCAGGACCCCUUCAGUUUGAUGGUCCAGGUGCUGAUGCUAAGGCCGUAACUCUGUGCGUUGAAGACCAGGAUUACAUGGGUCGUAUCAAAAAACUUCAAGAGUAUCUUGACAAGGUGCGGACCAUUGUUAAACCAGGAUGUUCACAGGAUGUUCUCAAAGCAGCAUUGAGUGCGAUGGCUUCUGUGACAGACAUUCUUUCUGUGAUGUCCUCACCCUCAAACAGUGUGCAGCCCUUUUGAAGUACACAUUAAUAGCUCGUCUUCCUUCUGUUGAACUGUUCCUGGUGCCGGUGCCGGUGCCCGUGCCCGUGCCCCACAUUACUGGUUUUUCAACUUAUUUUUGUCUCAAUUUUCUUUUAUUUAUAUUCGAGGUGGACGUGUAGAUGCUAAUAACGAACUUGAUUAUUUCUUCUUUUCUUUCUGAUUUUUUUUUUUUUUUAGUCGUCCUUCACUUAUCUUGUGAAAUAAUUGAGAGAAUUGUGUUGCGGUUUAUGAAAAGAUGAGAUUUUGUCUAUGUUCUAUAAAAAAUGUUUUGACAUUUAUAUGCA
This is a messenger RNA of Cornus florida, 2264 nucleotides long. Its product is annotated as pyrophosphate--fructose 6-phosphate 1-phosphotransferase subunit alpha. The record is from RefSeq and is a predicted model, not a curated record. Gene Ontology annotation, cellular component: cytosol. Gene Ontology annotation, biological process: photosynthesis; glycolytic process; response to glucose. The transcript is spliced from 19 exons. Bases 106 to 1956 code for a protein of 616 amino acids. Gene Ontology annotation, molecular function: 6-phosphofructokinase activity; ATP binding; diphosphate-fructose-6-phosphate 1-phosphotransferase activity. Lineage: Eukaryota; Viridiplantae; Streptophyta; Magnoliopsida; Cornales; Cornaceae.